UGUGGUUCGCUGUGGGCGGUGCACUGGGUCAGUCCCGCGAUAGCCUCAGGCCUGGCGGCGGCUUCCAAGCUAAGGAACGGUUUGGGGUAGUGUCGUUCCCGACCGCCGUUACCCGCUCACCAGCUACGCGGCGCGUCAGGUCCCCGGAGACGCGGGCUCGGGAGGUGCCUGCGGGACGGCGAGGCCCUGCUGAGGACUCCGGACACUGCCCAUCUCUAAGAUAAGAACCUGGAAAGGGGACUCUGUUGGCCAUUGGAAAUUGCCGAAUAAUGUCUCAGGUGACAUUUAGCGAUGUGGCUAUAGACUUCUCUCAUGAAGAGUGGGCAUGCCUAGAUUCUGCUCAGAGGGACUUAUACAAGGAUGUGAUGGUCCAGAAUUAUGAGAACCUGGUCUCUGUAGGUCUUUCCAUAACUAAGCCAUAUGUGAUCAUGUUAUUGGAGGAUGGAAAAGAGCCCUGGACAGUGGAGAAAAAACUGUCAAAAGGUAUGAUUCCAGAUUGGGAAUCAAGAUGGGAAAACAAGGAAUUAUCAACAAAGAAGGAUAUUUAUGAUGAAGAUUCACCCCAACCAGUAACAACAGAAAAAGUUGUAAAACAAAGUUAUGAAUUUUCAAAUUCUAAUAAGAAUUUGGAAUAUACAGAAUGUGACAUAUUUAGAAGCACCUUUCAUUCAAAGUCUACUCUUUCUGAACCACAAAACAAUUCUGCUGAAGGGAAUUCACACAAAUAUGAUAUAUUAAAGAAGAAUUUAUCAAAAAAGUCAGUUAUAAAAAGUGAGAGAAUAAAUGGUGGAAAGAAACUUUUAAAUUCUAAUAAAAGUGGGGCAGCCUUCAACCAGAGCAAAUCUCUUACCCUUCCCCAGACUUGUAAUAGAGAGAAAAUCUAUACAUGCAGUGAAUGUGGGAAAGCCUUUGGCAAACAGUCAAUCCUCAAUCGCCACUGGAGAAUUCAUACAGGAGAGAAGCCCUAUGAAUGUCGUGAAUGUGGGAAGACUUUUAGCCAUGGCUCAUCCCUUACACGACAUCAGAUAAGUCAUAGUGGAGAGAAACCUUACAAAUGUAUUGAAUGUGGGAAGGCCUUUAGCCAUGGCUCAUCGCUUACUAACCAUCAGAGCACUCACACUGGAGAGAAACCAUAUGAAUGUAUGAACUGUGGAAAGUCUUUUAGUCGUGUGUCCCUUCUCAUUCAGCAUCUAAGAAUUCAUACGCAAGAAAAACGCUAUGAGUGUCGUAUAUGUGGAAAGGCCUUCAUUCAUAGUUCAUCUCUCAUUCACCAUCAGAAAAGUCAUACUGGAGAGAAACCUUAUGAGUGUAGAGAAUGUGGGAAAGCUUUCUGCUGUAGCUCACACCUUACUCAACAUCAAAGAAUUCACAGCAUGAAGAAAAAAUAUGAAUGCAACAAAUGUCUCAAAGUCUUUAGUAGCUUCUCAUUUCUUGUUCAGCAUCAGAGUAUUCAUACUGAAGAAAAACCCUUUGAAGUUUAGAAAUGCAGGAAAUCCUUCAACCAGCUUGAAUCAUUGAAUAUGCAUUUGAGAAAUCACAUUAGAUUGAAACCCUAUGAAUGCAGUAUAUGUGGGAAAGCCUUUAGUCAUAGGUCGUCCCUGCUUCAACAUCACAGAAUUCAUACUGGAGAGAAACUUUACAAAUGUAUUAAAUGUGGGAAGACCUCCAGCUGUAGUUCAAACCUUACUGUACAUCAGAGAAUUCAUACUGGAGAAAAGCCAAAUAAAUGUAGUGAGUGUGGGAAAGCUUUUAGCAAAGGCUCAAAUCUUACUGCCCAUCAAAGAGUACAUAAUGGAGAGAAUAGUGUGGUAAGUGUGGAAAAGCCUUUAGGUCAUAUGAAUCCCUAUACAUGUGAGAAAUCUUACAGAAGAGAAGCAGUGUUUAUCAUGGUAAACUUCAUUCAUAGAUCCUCCCUUAUUUAACGUCAGAAAAAUUUAUACUGGGGAAAAGUUGUAUGAAGGUGGUGAACAUGGGAGACUUUUAGCAAUGAUGCAGAUGUUUUUAUUAGAGUUUAUACUGUAGAGAAAUUAUAUGAAGUCAGUAAAUGUGGGAAAGCCUUUGUCAGUAUUAAUCCCUUAAUUGACAUAAGUAUACUCACACCAGUUAAAAUCUGUGUACAUGUAGCAAAUAUGGGAAAGACUAUAGGCAAUAGGAAUCUCCUACAAACUCCUACAGGAGAAAAGUUGUAUGAAUGUGGAAACUUUAGAAAUUGAAGGAAUUGCUCAGUUCCAAGUGUAUCCCUUAUUCUAUAGGAAAUAAACUGGAGACAAAUCUCAUUUAAGAGAUGCAGCAAAGUGUUCACUAAGAGUGUUUAUCUUGCCAGACAUCAGAAGAUGAAUGGUAGAGCAACCUGAAGGAUUUAGAAAUUCCAUGUAAAUCUUUGCAGUGAUGCUAUUUGUAAACAGGAUUCUAUAGGAGAGCAAAUAAACAUAAGUGUGCAUUUCUUAGAGCACUAGCUUGCAGUUUCAUUUGAGUUCUACUUAGAAAUUCUUUUUAGCUAGUGGGCAUGUGAAGAUAUUUAGUCACCCAGAGGAGCCAGUAAAUGUUACAAUGUUAAAAAUUAAAGCUGCAAAAGAAAUAAAAUGGUGUUUAUAAAAGUUUGGCAUCUAAUAAAAUAAUUUUGUAUAUCAUGAA
Nomascus leucogenys (northern white-cheeked gibbon) is the source of this 2634-nucleotide messenger RNA. Its product is annotated as zinc finger protein 181. Gene Ontology annotation, molecular function: DNA-binding transcription repressor activity, RNA polymerase II-specific. The record is from RefSeq and is a predicted model, not a curated record. The transcript has 5 exons. Gene Ontology annotation, biological process: negative regulation of transcription by RNA polymerase II. Lineage: Eukaryota; Metazoa; Chordata; Mammalia; Primates; Hylobatidae.